AUGCAAGCGAAAUUUGCAAUUAUAGUAGCAAUCAUAGUAGCUCUAUCCUACUUUGUUACUGAUAGUAAUUCUUAAUUGCUAAAGAAAUUGCAAUCAAACAGAUAAUUAACUGAUGUAAAAUCAAUGUCACGAAUUCUUGAAAAUGAAGAUGGAGCUGAAAUUUCUAAAUCAAAUGGAAAUUCUAACUCUAAUGGAAAUGGCACAGCUAAUGGAAAUUCUAAUAAAGAUAAGAAUGAAACUUCUUCUAUUAGUAGUAAUUCGACAGGUGAUUCUAGUACAUCUUCAAAUAGUAGUUCAUCUCGAGAUAAUAAUUCUUCAAAUAGAGAUAGCCAAGAUAAAGGAGGAGAGAAUAAUUAAACAAAUAGCAAUGACUCAUCAACUAUUAAUGGAGAUACAAAUAAGAAUUCAGAAUAAUAAAAUAAUUCUAAUACUAAAAUAAAAAAAAGUGAUUUCUUUUAAAAUUACAAAACCAAAUAUAAUCAAAAGAAGUAGAACUAAGGGGGAAAUGGCAAAAAUAAUGGGAAUGGAAAUAAUGAAAGCAAUGGAAAUAGCAAUAAUAGCAAUGGAAAUAACAAUAAUAGCACUGGCGAUCUUAAUGGUAAUGGAAAUGGUGAAGAAAAUAGUAUCAGCAAUGGUAAAAAUAAUAAAAAUGAAAGUGAUAAAAGUAAUAGCGCAAAUAAUUAAACUGAUUCAAGCUAAGAUAGUGCAAAUGAUACAUAAAAUACUACAAGCAAUUCAUCAAAUUCAGGUAGUUCUAGCUCAAAUUUAACUCAAGCAGAAAUAACUGAGUAUCGAGUAUUUUUCUAGGAUUUUUCAACAGAAUAUAAAGAUUACUAUGGUGAGGAUUUGUUCAAAUAUACAGAUUUAUCAUUAGAUAGCAAUAUAGUUUUACUAUUCUAAAAAGGUGGCCUUGAUAGCUUUGAUAAUAUCCUUGCAGUUGAGAAAUCAUUAGAUCCUUCAUAAUCAUAAAAUGACUCAUCUUCAUCAUCAAAAUCUCCAAUUCAAUGGUUCAUCCUUAUUGGUGUUCCAGUGAUUUCAGCUUUAGCUUUAACGUUUUCAUUCAUGAUUGUAUUCAGAUGCUGCAUUACAAUAGAGAAAACUGGAGGCCGAAUGAAGUGGGUUUGUAGAAAGGAUUUCUGCCAAUGUCUAAAGAAGAACGAUGUUAAAACAUUGAAAACUUAGCCAGUCAAGCAUCAUAGAGUUUUGGAUACCUCAUAUAAUAUGGAUCAAACAAAUGUAACAGUAGUUUCAUAAGUUAGUUCUCCUACUAGCGCGCAUGGUGGAAAUUAGAUGCUUUCAACUCUAAAUCCUGACUUCGGAGUUACAUAAACUACUUAGAGUAAUUUUAGAUCAACCUAAUUAAAAGAAGCAAAAAUGGAAAGUAAACUUUCAAUUGUAAGAUAUCAUGAUUCUAAAGAUGACCAUGAAUCUAAAGAUAUAAAGAUAGUAGAAUGA
This is a messenger RNA of Stylonychia lemnae, 1455 nucleotides long. The record is from the annotation of a GenBank genome assembly. NCBI's taxonomy places the organism in Eukaryota, Ciliophora, Spirotrichea, Sporadotrichida, Oxytrichidae.